UUAAAAACCAUGCAGUUCGACUCUCCAGAAUACCGUAAGAUUUUCACGCCAGAGUUGAAGAAGUUGAUAGAUUUGUUUGAUAAACAUGGAUUUGAGUUAAGGAUAGCAGGUGGGGCUGUGCGAGAUUUAAUGAUGGGUAAAGAACCAGCUGAUAUAGAUUUUGCUACGACAGCCACCCCUGAUCAGAUGAAAGAAAUGUUUGAGAAGGAAGAAAUUCGAAUGAUCAACAAUAAAGGUGAAAAACAUGGAACUAUAACAGCAAGGAUAAAUGAGAAGAAUUUUGAAGUGACUACAUUACGUAUUGAUGUAGUAACAGAUGGACGUCACGCUGAGGUAGAAUUUACUAGAGAUUGGAAACUUGAUGCUAAUAGACGAGAUCUCACCAUUAAUGCCAUGUUUCUAGGUUUUGAUGGAACUAUAUAUGAUUAUUUUAAUGGUAAAAGAGAUUUAGCCCAGAGAAAGGUGACGUUUGUGGGAAAUGCUGAAGAAAGAAUUCAAGAAGAUUAUUUGAGAAUUUUAAGAUAUUUUAGGUUUUAUGGGAGAAUAGCAAAGGAACCUUAUAAUCAUGACAAAAUUACUUUAGAUUCUAUUAAAAGAAAUAUGGAUGGAUUGAGACGUAUAUCUGCAGAGAGAAUUUGGAUGGAAUUAAAGAAAAUAGUUUGUGGUAAUUAUGCUGGACAUAUUGUAGAUACUAUGAUCUCUCUAGGAAUGUCACAGUAUAUCGGUUUGCCAGAAAAUAGUAAUAUUGAAGAAUUUAAGAAAGUGUGUGCAUCAACAGAAGAGUUAAGUCCCCUGCCUAUGACUAGAAUGUCUGCUUUAUUUAAUGAAGAGCAGAAUGUGUAUGAAUUUAUGAAGAGUUUAAAAAUCUCCAAUGAGGAAUUAAAAUUAUCGUUGCUGAUUGUAAAAUUACGUGACGAUGACUUUGGUGAAAAUCCAAUGAAAUACUUUGGAAAUGUCUUAGUAGAUUCUCCAGGAAAAGAUACAAAACUAAAAGAACGUUUGUGUGAACUUAUCAAAUACAAGGGAAAUAAACAAUUAUUGAAAGAAUUUUCGGAGUGGUCUCCCCCUGUUCUACCAGUGAAGGGCCAUGAUUUGGUUCAGCGUGGAAUACCCAAAGGACCAAUAUUUGCAGAAAUGCUUGGAGAUCUGCGCCAAUUUUGGAAAGAGAGUAAUUUUACAGCCAGUAAAGAAGAAUUAUUACAACAAGUUGAUGAGAAAAUGAAAAAAAAGGGAUUAUGAUAAUGGUCUCUGUUGUGAGAACUAAGGACAGUAUUAGUCUGUAUUUGCCAUGCAUGUAUGACUAAUCUUAGUUAGUGCUUGGACACAUUUCAAUCAAUCUAGCUGCAGAAUUUUAGAAUAUUUGAAAUUAAAUGCUAUUUUGAAUAGACAGUAUGACAAACCCAGAUAGGAGCUUGACAGUCAAGGGCAAUACUCCCUUAUUUUUGUAUUGAACUCUUCCACGCAUGCACACAUUCAAUUAAUAUGAAACUGUUAGUGUAUGAGUGGAAGAGCACAUAUGAAAAAUAAGGGGUGUUUUGGAUGCCAAGCAAAUAAUAUGCAGAAAAUGUAAAUAUUGUUGAUUUUUGUGAUUAUUUUUUUCAUUCAUUAAUUUGUAUAAAAAAUAAAGACAUAAAAAUGAUAAAAAAAAAUGGAAUGAUAAUAUAUAUAUAUCAAUGAUAGAAAGGUUCACAACCAUCUUUUUUAAAGACAUUAUGAUUAUCAAGGCCGAAGGAUGUACGUGCUAAGUGCCCCUUAUCCCUUAUAUUUUUUGGAAAUCUUCUUCCAAACACCCAUAUUUUAUUUUCAUAACCCAUUUACAGGUUUUUGAUUUAAUCAAGGCCGUCAUUCGUUUGACAUAAGCAAGCAAAUGAUGCCUAGAUUGUGACAUUUUUAGUCUUAACUAAAUAAGCUUCAGCCUGUCAUUCACAUCUCUUUUAAAGUGAAAUACACAUACAUGGAUAACAAAAUGUAAUAAUAAUAAUAUGGAAAGUGAAAUACGGGUAUAUAGGUAACAAUAUGAAGAAAUACAUGUAAUAAAAAUAUAAAAUAACAAAUAAAAAUCAAAAUUCAUCCAAACAUUCCCUUACAACAUUUAUACUAUUCUAUUAUUUUCACAGUUUACUAACUUAAAAGCAUACAGUCUAAAUACGGUAUUUGCUGGGCCAAAAUUGUAAGAAAAUCGUGCAUUGAAUACUGCAAAGUGAUAUAGAUUGUUAAAAUUGAGGUCUUUCAGCUGAUACCGCAAACAUUUUGAGGAUAAUAUCUCUUUAAUUUGCUCAAAUUAAAAAGGAAAAAGAGCAAUUAUUUCAUAAUUCAUCUUUUGGUUCUGAUGUAUUUGAUUCUUCCAAUAUUUCACUAUCACUUUCAUUACCAGUACUAGUUUUAUUUUCCUUUUUCUUCUUUAAUUCUUCUUCUUUUCUCUUCCGUUCGGCUUCUUCAGCAGCUUUUUUCUCACAAUAUCCUGACAUCAGGGACUCAGCUGCUCUCACACCCGAAGUGUAAGCUCCAUGAAGAGUCCCUAAUCCAUCUAAUACAGUAUAAUCCCCAGCAAAAUACAGUCCUGGACAUAAUGGCUCUGAAAACACAUCCCACAUAUCAGCUGUGCUUCCGAUUGGUGGAUAUAUUGUAGCUCCGCCUAUAUGUAAUGAUUUUAACCAAUCAGAUCU
Lottia gigantea (owl limpet) is the source of this 2666-nucleotide messenger RNA. RefSeq lists its product as hypothetical. The coding region runs from base 10 to 1239 and encodes 409 amino acids. The record is from RefSeq and is a predicted model, not a curated record. Gene Ontology annotation, biological process: RNA processing. Lineage: Eukaryota; Metazoa; Mollusca; Gastropoda; Lottiidae. The transcript has 8 exons. Gene Ontology annotation, molecular function: RNA binding; nucleotidyltransferase activity.